Brassicogethes aeneus is the source of this 2671-nucleotide messenger RNA. The record is from the annotation of a GenBank genome assembly. NCBI's taxonomy places the organism in Eukaryota, Metazoa, Arthropoda, Insecta, Coleoptera, Nitidulidae.
CGAAACGUCAACCUGUCACCCAUUAGAAAACCCCAACAAAAUUAUGUAUUUUAAAUCAAAAUUAAACAAUAAGACAUAAAACUAGCUCAAACCGAUUUGACAAUGAUUUUUUAGCCACCACUUCAUUUUCAGCAAAGGACAAAAUGAGUAACUGAAUAAAAAAAAAAUAUUGUAACAUAUUGUUUAUUUGCUUUAUGAAAUCAUGGAUAUAGCUAAAUCCUUAUUUCGUGACAGAGAUCACGAAGGGUAUGACGGAAAAGAAGACCACAAUAAAAGGGAGUUGGAAAAUGCUAUAGCGGACAUUGUAGAUGAGGAUUCUUUUGUGGAAAACUUUUCAGAGUCUUUAAAUAUGAACGAUUUGUUAACCCCAAGUCCAGGGGGGCCUUUUUCAGCCCUCACACCAUCUAUGUGGCCCCAAGACCUAAUGGCUAAACUCUCUGUUUUGCCUGACGACCCUAACUCACAACCUGAGUACAGGUUUGAUGAAUUUGGCUUUAGAGUAGAUGAAGAGGAUGGUCCUGAACAGAAUUCCAACAAGCUAUUGGGUAUACCUUUUGUAGAGGACCCUCAACAUAGACUGCAAUGGGUUGCUCAUUUAGAGUUCUCACACAACAAAGAAGUGUCAGAUUUGACAUGGGAUCAAGUCGAAGUUAGGUUAGCUAGAACAGAUAAACUACUUACUAUGGUGAGAUCAGGUAUACCUCACUCACUAAGACCACAAAUGUGGUUGCGAAUGUCAGGGGCUUUAGAAAAGAAAAACCAUUCGGAAUUGACUUACAAAAGCAUAGUGAAAAUGUCAAGCAAUGAUUCAUUAAUGACCUCAAAGCAAAUCGAGAAAGAUUUGCUUCACACUAUGCCUACAAAUGCUUGCUAUAGCAAUAUUAACAGUACUGGAAUUCCUAGGUUAAGAAGGAUUUUAAGAGGGAUUGCCUGGUUGUAUCCAGAUAUAGGAUAUUGUCAGGGUAUGGGUAUGAUAGCAGCCUCUUUACUACUCCUAUUAGAAGAGGAGGAGGCUUUUUGGAUCAUGGUGACAAUUGUUGAAGACCUCUUGCCUGCCUCAUAUUAUAGCUCAACUUUAUUAGGUAUCCAAUCGGAUCAAAGAGUCUUGCGCACACUCAUCACAAACUAUCUGCCUGAAAUUGAUGAAACUCUUAAAAACCACGACAUAGAGUUAUCCUUGAUUACCACUCAAUGGUUUUUAACAUUGUUCGCAAGCGUUGUACAUAUGAAAAUAUUGCUUAGAAUAUGGGAUUUAUUUUUCUUUGAAGGCUCAAUUGUUUUGUUUCAAAUUACUUUAAGUAUGCUGAAAAUGAAGAAACCCCAAAUUAAACUACUUGAAAAUGCUGCUCAAAUAUUUAACGCUUUGGCUGACAUUCCUGGAGAGAUUGACGAUGUGGAGAAGUUGUAUGAGGUGUCAGUAGAAUUGACGAAUUCUCUGAACGAAGUGAUGGUUGAAACUUAUAGAAGAAGACAUUUGGCUUAUCUAAUGGCUGAUCAGGGGGCCCUAGUCGGUAAUCCGGAGGCAGCCUCAAAUCUUCCAAAACAGCACUUGGCGAGACGGCAAAUAAAGAAAAACAAAUCGGUUAUACAGUUGCUUUUGUUCAAUGAGACAACUGAAGAUGAUAUAAAGUGCAAAAACAUCAAGCAGACUGAAAUUCUAGUUGAUUUAAGGGAAGCCAUCUUACAGAUAUCUCGUCAUUUUCUGCAAAUGGACCCAAAGCUGAGCUCGGAAAUAUCCCUGAUAGCGGAUUACACGAUGGAGAGCCACGCCCAGGACCACGCCAACUACAUAAACGUCUCAAAAAAUCGCAAAAGGCGCGCCAAGGCUCUCCUGGAUUUCGAGCGCCACGACGACGACGAAUUGGGCUUCAGAAAAAAUGACAUCAUCACGAUAAUCAGCCAAAAGGACGAGCAUUGUUGGGUGGGAGAGUUGAAUGGGUUAAGGGGCUGGUUCCCCGCCAAAUUCGUGCAAUUGCUGGACGAGAGGAGUAAACAGUACAGCAGUGCUGGCGACGACAGCAUUUCCGAGACUGUCACUGAUCUUGUCAGAGGCACUUUGUGUCCUGUGUUGAAGCAGCUUUUGGAGCAUGGAAUGAAGAGACCAAACUUUUUAGGUGGGCCAUGUCAUCCCUGGCUAUUUAUUGAAGAAUCAGCCACCAAAGAAGUUGAAAAAGACUUUAAUUCAGUGUACAGCCGCUUGGUUUUGUGUAAAACUUAUAGGCUAGAUGAAGAUGGAAAAGUAUUAACUCCUGAAGAGUUGUUAUAUCGUUGUGUUCAAUCUGUGAAUCUGUCUCACGACAAUGCGCACGCCCAAAUGGACGUUAAGCUAAGAUCCCUCAUCUGUAUGGGGCUUAACGAGCAGGUUUUGCAUUUAUGGUUGGAAGUAUUAUGUUCGUCGAGCGAUGUUGUCCAAAAAUGGUACCAUCCGUGGUCGUUUGUUUAUAGUCCUGGCUGGGUACAAAUAAAAUGUGAUCUGAGAAUAUUAUCUCAAUUAUCGUUUAACUUGAAUCCUGACUGGGAGCUGCCAGUGAAAAAAGAAUCAAACAAUCAGCCAUUAAAAGAUGGCGUUCGUGAUAUGCUGGUGAAACAUCAUCUGUUUAGUUGGGAUAUAUAAUAUAACGCCUUUAUCACUAUUAUCCUCUUAAUUAACCCAACUAAAAAAAUAUAAGAA